This is a messenger RNA of Ipomoea triloba (trilobed morning glory), 875 nucleotides long. RefSeq names its product myosin-15-like. The record is from RefSeq and is a predicted model, not a curated record. The transcript is spliced from 5 exons. NCBI's taxonomy places the organism in Eukaryota, Viridiplantae, Streptophyta, Magnoliopsida, Solanales, Convolvulaceae. The coding region runs from base 227 to 535 and encodes 102 amino acids.
UAUGUACAACUAUAUGUGUGUAAGCAGGGACAAGAGUGUUAGUUUGGGUUUUGGUUAGUACUAUGAUUAUUUUGGCAUACUGCAUUGGUAUCCACAUGCCCGCGGGAUAUGACUAAUCCAUCACAUCUUUUCUCUGGAAUUUUUUUGGGGGUUAUGUUUUAAUUCUAUCUGCAUUUGUUCAAAUAAUUUUGCUUCAGGCUUUAGUUUUUCGCCAUAUCAAUUCUGAAUGCAGAUUUCAAAUGAAGAAGCUAAGUUGAUGGAAAUUUCAAAACUUCAAAAAACAGUGGAAUCUUUGAGCCUUGAACUAGAUGCUGCCAAACUUUCUACAGUAAAUGAGAUCAACAAAAAUGCGGUGCUUCAGAGGCAGCUUGAGUUAUCAAUGAAGGAGAGAACUGCUUUAGAAAAAGAAGAAGCUGCAAUUACAGAACUGAGAAAUGAAAAUGCACUCUUGAAGGAUAUUAGGAUUUUCUUCACUGCUGGUUGGUACGUAGUCCGGAUCUUUUGUUUUGUCAUCAAAAGAGAUAUUAAGAUUUGACUUUGGCUUCUUUCCAUCCUCGGGAGGUGCCAUCCUGUUUCAGUGGCAACAGUGGCAAGAAUAGUCUUCAGUUAGAUGUAUGUUGAAGAAAUAUCAAGAUUAUGAUAAAUUUAUAAAGCUAUUCUGGAAAUUGGCCAAUACUGUGAAUAGUCUUCAGUUAGAUGAUAAAUUUAUAAAGUUAUUCUUGAAAUUGGCUAAUACUGUAAAUUGCAUACCCUGGUUUUGACUUUGGCUAAGAAUAGUCUUCAGUUAGAUGUAUAGGACUGUGGAACUCUAUAUAGACAUGUAUAAUUACUUGGUAUAGUUCAAGAAAUAUCAAAGAUUAAAUUCUUUUUGUGGA